GGGGCGGGUCUGGGCAACUCAAAAUCACGUGGGCCGUGUGAACCUUUCGGGUCAAAGUACUAGACUAUUGUAGACCCUAGCUGGGGCCAUGAUCUAGUCGGGAGUGUACCUGUUCAGGUUAGAAUACUGGGACCGGUGUAGCGGUGAAGAGGGGAGACAUGGCGGACGGAGAACGGAAGCCACUGUUGGGGGCAAAAGGACAACCUGGGUACCCCCCUCAGGCCCAACCAGGGUACCCCCUUCAGGGUCAGGCAGGGGGGUACCCUGCACCAGGGGGUCCACCACCCCAGGUUGGUUUUGCCUCAGGACAGCCACCCCCUGAAGGGUAUCAGCAGGGAGGGGGCCCCCCUGCAGCGGCAGGGCCGGAACCCUCCGCACCAUCCGCUGACAAGAUGGACAGCAUCUCUGGGUACGAGGGGGUCGGAUUUGGAUCAGCCCCUCCACUGCCCCCACCCAGCUAUGAGGAGACCCAGAGACAGCCCCCUGAGAGGAGUAGUCUGCCACAACUGCCAGGAAUCACAGAGGAGGAUGCCCGUGAGGCCCUGGUGCAGUAUGUAGGAGAACAGUGCUGCUAUGGGAAGACGCCUGCUAAAGAACUUACGUUCACAGACAUUGUGCCUUCAAGUGCAUUCCAUUACACAUUGGAAACAUUUGCAGAGGGAAGGUCGACAGCCUGGGCAUAUGAACCCUUCAGAGGCCAGCCCAUUGAUGGCCCCAUGAACGGCCCUGCCCCGGGACCAUGGGACAUCCAGGCUCAGGCUCCUGCCAUGUUCCAGAACUUUACACAACAAGUGGAGGUGCCACACACAGCCUCUGUCAAGCCGUGUCACACUUGUAUUGGACUGGGGAGGAAGCCCUGCCACCACUGCCAUGCCAUGGGAACUAGCCACUGCCAUCACUGCCAUGGCAGCGGCCGCACCACAGUGUACGAGGAAGGCCGCCAUCACCACAGGCACUGCACCUGGUGCCACGGAUCAGGCAGGAGGCAGUGCCACCAGUGCCAUGGGCUUGGUCAGAUCCCCUGCCCCACCUGUGGUGCCCAGGGCCAACUCAAGUGUUACAUCCAACUCACCAUCAAAUGGGUGAACCACGUGGAAGACCACAUAGUUGAGCGGACAGCUUUGCCUGAUGAGCUCAUCAGGGGAGUGAGUGGGCAGGUGGCCUUCAAGGAGGAAUAUCCAAGGGUAUGGCCCAUAAACCACUUCCCUGAAGCAGAAAUCAACAACGCCUCUCAGAACCUGGUGCAGAGGCACAGCUCUGCCUUCCCAACUGAACGGCUGCUCAUGCAGCGUCACCAGGUGAGGAUCAUCCCUGUGGCAGAGGCGACCUACAACUGGAAGGACCAGCCCUUCAACUUCUUCGUGUAUGGGUUUGAACACAAGGUCCACGCCCCUGACUACCCACAGAAGUGUUGCUGGGGCUGCAACAUUCUGUAGAUGCCACAGUCUAAGGGUUUUCUCCAGCACUGUUUUGACAAUGCAACUCAAGAUGGUCAAACAUCCUGACAGAUAUCUAGGAAAGUUUCAGUGUAGGGGAACUGUAAUCUUGGUCUUACAUGAACAAGUCUCCAUAGUAAAGUCUGUAGCUGGUACAUUGGCUUUGUAUACCAUUUCUGAUAUAUUGCUAUCAGAAAACAGCAUUUAAUAAGCCAAAUACUGGCCAUGGCAUCUGCUGCAGAGGCUAGGUUUUACACUAAAAGGAAAGUGCCAAUAAUUGGGGAAAAGGUAACCCUCUAAAUAUAGUUGCAGCUGGUAUACUUUCAACCGAUACAUUUAAAUGUCAAGUUGAGAGAAUUUUAAAUCAUCUUGAAACAUGUACACAGAUUAUUUUUUGUAAAUGGAUAAUAUGAGCAAAAUUCUACAUACUUCACUCUAGGAGUCCAUUCCAAGUCACCCCACGAGUUUUUCAAUAUUUUAGAAUUAUUGUCAUAAGAUUACAAACAUUGUUAUAUUAAUAUUUGGAAAAUACAUUAGAUCUAUGUAUUCAAUUUAAUGAUUUUCAAUCCUACUGAUUAAAAAAUGAGUUCACAGAACUGCAUCUAGAGAUUUUUGCUAUUACAUCAAGACCAAUCAGGUUAGGCUUGUCAAUUUAUAUGUAAAUGUGGGUCAUCAAGUGAAUCACAUGACAAGAAAUGAACUCAAAACACCUUGCCAAAUGUGCCUUGCUUGUAGAAUUCCAAUGAAACCAAAUAUUUCACUUAGCCAUUCCUCUACAUUUUCAGGAAUUAAAACUCUGGUAUUGUUAAA
Branchiostoma floridae (Florida lancelet) is the source of this 2246-nucleotide messenger RNA. RefSeq names its product protein SSUH2 homolog. Lineage: Eukaryota; Metazoa; Chordata; Leptocardii; Amphioxiformes; Branchiostomatidae. The record is from RefSeq and is a predicted model, not a curated record.